UUCUACCACCAUGGACUCAAGCAGCCAAGAGUGCCACUAGAAAAACUAAUCAAAAGCCCUCUCUAUUCACUGCUCAUUCACACGACACCGACAUGUCUGCCAACGGGGUGAGCAGGGUCUUCACCCCUGUGAUUCAAGGCAAGAACCAGCAGCGCAGCAUGAACAACAUGCAGAACCAUAACACGGGAAACAAUACAAGUGCCCCUGUGACCGGCACCUCGCUCACCGGUGGCUCCUUCCUAAGUGGCAACUCAGUUAAUGGACCAGCACCGCCGCAGGUCCCAAGCACUUCUUCCUUUGGCAUCGGGGGCAAUUCGAACUUCUGAGGUGGCAGUAGCAGGACCACGGUCCAGCUACCAUCCUGAACUAAAUAGCACGAACCUGCAAGAAUAAAGCACGUACUGCAUGUGUAAUGUACGUCCAAAUAAAAUGACCUUACCGCGUAUUAUGGAGUCAUGUACAUGUAUGCUUGAAUAAAGUGAUGGGCCUAGCUAGCUCAGGGCUUAGCUAGAGAGCCGAUUGACGCA
Messenger RNA from Phragmites australis (common reed), 527 nucleotides. RefSeq lists its product as uncharacterized. NCBI's taxonomy places the organism in Eukaryota, Viridiplantae, Streptophyta, Magnoliopsida, Poales, Poaceae. The coding region runs from base 93 to 326 and encodes 77 amino acids. The transcript has 3 exons. The record is from RefSeq and is a predicted model, not a curated record.